Messenger RNA from Paramuricea clavata, 6559 nucleotides. Lineage: Eukaryota; Metazoa; Cnidaria; Anthozoa; Malacalcyonacea; Plexauridae. The record is from the annotation of a GenBank genome assembly.
CUGGUUACGCUGGUACAAAAACAGGAAUUUCUACAAAAACCCAGAAAAACAGGAAUUCCAAGUGGAAACAUUGUUUGUUUGAUCGAUGGAGAUUCGAACGAAAAUGGAAGGCGAGACUGUAUUUCUGCAAGCGUGUAGUACACCUUUACCAGAAGAUGAGGACGAAAUCUCGGACAGCGACGAAAACGAAGACGUAGAAUCUGAUGUAGAAGACUAUCUAGUGUACGAUGAAGUUUCACAAGUGUGUGUUAUUUGCGAUAUCGUCUUGCAAAGCCCCUCGCACGGGCCGCUCUGCAAGCGGUGUCACCAAUUCAUGUAUCCAGAAUACACGAUUUUACAAAAGGAAUUCGACGACAUCAGGGUCAAAUCUAAGGACAAGGAGAAAUAUAUUCCGUACAAUAGAGACCAAUGUCCGACGUAUCCUAAAUACAGGCCGCGGCAUCGCUGUGGUAAAGACGGGACGCUCAAAAAUGAAAUUGUCAACAAAGGCCAGACCUCGAGCGCCGAGCAAGUGAAACUACCAACAAUUUUAUGUUUCUCCGACUCCGAAUCGGAGGACGAAGAUAAUGAGCUACUAGGGCUUGCCCAGCUUGCUAUUUAUGAUAAAGACAUAAUUCAGUUUAAUGCGACGUGUUUGAAGGAUACUGAAUCGACCAUUAGAGAUGAUUUUGUGGAGAAAAUGCCUACAGAAAGUACGUGUUGACAUGUGUAUAGUGUGACAUCCCCCCCGUUUAGGAAUGUAUUCAUCCAUAUUCAAUGUAUUGAUUAUUUACACAGUGGAUCGAAUAUCUGUCGAGGCACGUGAGCGACUAUGCAUGCAAAAAUUUCACAUCUUGUAGCAAGUCUGCCAACAAGUUGUGUUUGCCCUUCUUGUCCCAAGUUGUCAACAAGUAUAAAACAACUUGUUGACAACCUUUGUGUGUGUUGGUGUUGUGUACUCAGGUGAAUAUGAUGUUUGUGAUGUUACUCUGAGUGUAUAUCCACACCAGGCAAGCUGAAAAGUUAGCUUGGCCACGGUGGGAAUCGAACCCGCAAAUGGAACCCGAAGGUGGGAAUCGAACCCAAACGUCGCGGGUUCGAUUCCCACUGUGGCCAAGCUAACUUUUCAGCUUGCCCGGUGUGGAUGCAAACUCAGAGUAACAUCACAAACAUCAUUGUAACAACCUUGUUAAUGUUAUGAGACUUGUUACAAGGUUGUUCCAACAAGUCCAAUACAGUCAUGAUAUUGUUACAAACUUGUGUUGUAACAUUCUUGUUAUAUCAUGACUGUAUCAGACUUGUUGGAACAACCUUGUAACAAGUCUGAUAAUGCCAUAAGUGUGUUACAAGUUGUUAACAACUUGUUCCAAACUUGUUACAACAACUGGGAACAAGCAGUGCGAACACAACUUGUCGACAGCUUGUGAACAGUUUUGUAACAACUUGUUUGCAGACCUGUAACAACUUGUGCAUUCUCACAUGUGUAGCCAUUACUUGUCGACUACCAGCUCUGGGUAGUUGAUUCUGAUUGGUCAUAGUUAAACUCGGUAGAUUCUUAUUGGCUGAGUUCAAAGGUCAACAAAGUUCUAUACUUUUAAUAAAUGUAAACAAAUCGCUACCCUGGUUCCAGAGGCUCUUUGCGAGGCGAAAGAAACAAGAGGUGAGAACGGAGAGCCUCUGGUCACAUCGGUUGCAAAUCCAACUUCCACACUUGAUUAGGUUCAGAAUUUGAAUCUUGCAUGCAAUUGGUCAUUUGUAAAAAUAUAUGAAACCGGUUUGGGAAAUAAACAUUACUGUAAGCUAAUUAUAGCUAUUAUAGCUUCGCGAAGUGGGUUUGAACCCGGGAACUAAAACACAGCAGUCACAUGCCUAGUAUUCUGAGCUGCUGUUGAGCUCGCUGAAAUUCUUUGUAAAAAACACAUUUUUAAAGCAAUGCCUAUACUGUAAUUGUGUUUGGCCACCCUGUACAGAACAAAAUUAAUCAGGCAUUUGGUGGUCUUUCUUCGGCAAAUAGCCCAUUGCCAACUGGUAUGACCCACGCCGGAUCUUGAGUAUGUAUUUUUGAUGUUUUCUGUGUGUGAUAUUAUUCUGUUUAUAUAUAGUUUUACUUCACAUUUUCUCGUAUUUGGACGAGAUUGGAUUGUGCAAAGCAUCUCAAGUAUGUCAAAGAUGGAGAAUGCUUACUGAUGGCAUGGAAAACUGGAGUGUACUGUUUGAAAAGAGAUGGCCACUGUUUCGUCCUGUUGGGGUUGUAACAUGCUGGAGAGAUCUCUAUGUCAGAAUGUAAGUUAUAUGUAAUAGCAGAUGUUUCAAAAAAACUCAAAUAUCCAGCUUCGGCUGCAUUCACAGCUUAGGAGACAAGUCGAUAUUAUUUGGCUCAAUUUUGCUGCCAAGGUAAGAUGACAUGAUAUCAAAUCAUGACGCUUGCAAACUUUUCCUUUGAUAAGAUAGAUCACAGACAUGACUUACUGCAACUUGGCCAUUUGCAGUAGCCAAAAUGCUUUGACACAACAGAUAUGAAUUCAGAUUAUAUGUACUGUCAAAUUCAAUGUUGUGAUUAUUUGCAACCAACGAUUAUUCUUCGAAAAAUUGUCACAUUUCUUGUCAUACUGACUUUCCAGCCGGAGCUGGGUGAAAGCACGAAAAAAACCUGGCAGACCAAAAAAACAACGCCCGAGCUUUGGCAGACCAAAAAAAAAAAUGCCCAAGCUCCAGCAGAGCGUCUGCACUUGCACUCCGGCGCGCAGCACUAGGGUAAGCCGGAACAAUUGCUGUAGAUAUAUGCAAGCAUACAGGAUAUCAAGACCUUCAAUAUGUUCUUUUGAUAUUUAAUUUCUCAGGGUGGAAGCAUCAACAUGUGUGCCUUGUCUGGAAGAAGGAUUUGUGAAGGUAGGAAUUUAUUUUGACAGAUUCAUUUUUUUAUCCAGGGAAUUGUGCAGGUUUUGGCUACUUUGACUAGUGCUCCCGUUGGCUGUCAAAUAAAAAUUUUAAAACAUGCCCUUUCUUGCAAAAUGACAGUAGCUACUAGGUUCAUUCAAUAUUAUGUUUAAUUAAUCGUUGUUAAUUGAUUGUUGAUAUUAACUAUUCAAAUAAAUUCAUAUUUCAUAAUGAAAAUAAUGAAAAUUAAUCGUUCAUUAACAGCUUUCAUUUGACGAAACCUUCCUCAACCCAAAAUUGUCUGGCGUCAGACUGAGUAAAAUUGUCUGGCGUCAGACUGAGUAAAAUUGUCUGGCAUUAGAGUAAAACUGUCUGGCGUAAGACAGAGUAAAAUUGCCUGGUGUUAGACAGAAUAAAAUCGUCUGGCGUUAGGCAGAGUGAGAUGGUCUGCCGUUAGACAGAGUAAAAUUUACAAUAAAGUAGGGCUAAUGGGUUAAACAAAACUAAUAUAUUUUUUCAACCAAACAGAGAGUUGUACCAGACGAUGUCCCGAACUCGUGGCGAAACAAACGACUGCGCAGCGAGCUCAAGCAACUAUUGGUGGACCCGCCGGAGGGCAUCCGAGCAUGCCCAGUUGAUGACGAGUACUCGAACUGGCAAGCUUCGAUUGCAGGACCGCCUGACUCGGUCUAUGAAAACGGCAUAUUCUACCUCCACUUGGAACUGCCACGAUGCUAUCCCAUGAUGCCACCGAGAGUGAGAUUCCUCACACGAAUUCUACAUCCGAAUGUUAACAGGCAUGGGGAUAUUGGGAUCGAUUGCCUGCGAGAUAACUGGAGCCUGGCACUAACCAUACCCAAGGUCUUGGUUAGUAUCCAGUCCCUUUUAACAGACCCUUACUGUCGCGUCUGCAUGGAACAUGCGGUGGGCAGGAUGUAUGAGGAUGAUAGGGGAUAUUUUAACAUUGUCGCCAGAGACUGGACGAGGAAAUUCGCCCAGCUUCAUUAUCAGAAUCCCGAACUGAAGCCACAUACUGUAUGGUAGGAAUAGCAAGUAGUGUAGAAUGAUGGCUUAUUCUGACACUACUAAUAUAAAUAUUGACGAACAUUUCGGUGUCUAGAGGGGAAUUUCAAGACACAUUCUUCGAGAGAUUUGCAAGCUUCCAUGAAAUGUGCAUAUAAAAUACACCUAACCUCGAGUAUUUUUAUCAUCUCAUUUCUAAGAACCUUUGAAAAGAUAUUGUAACUAAUUUUGAAGAUUUUCCUUUGCACACUUUGUCUGAGUUAUUUCAGUUUUAUUGAUAUGCAAAUGUCCGGAAUUUACGUCACAUAUGAAUAAUGACUGAUCAAAGAAUGUAAGGUACAGUUAAAUAUCAUGAAAUAAAAAGGCUAAAUGGUGUUUUACAAAGGUAUAUGUAAUCCUCCCACAACUCCAAACUUCAUUUUAAUGAAUUAAACUCGGUAGUGAAUACGAUAUAAAAGUAUGCAUUUGUGACGUAAAUUCCGGAUAUUUGCAUACCAAACAAACUGAAAUAUCUCAAAAACAAAGUGAGCAAACGAAAAUCUUCAAAAUAGGUUAUUAUAUCAUUUCAGAAGUUUUUAAGAGUGAAAUGAUUAAAAAGAUUUCUAAUCUCAAACCCUGGUUCCAAAUGCACCCUUCACGGAAGCUCGCAAAUGGUAAUAACAAAAUGGAAUUGGCCAUUUGUCGUUGCGUUGGAGUCAUAGAUAUCUUAUAUAAACUAGAUAGCGCAUCUCUUUGGUAAAAUUGAAGCCAAGAAUAUUCCAGCGGUUACCCCCAUUCGCUAAUAAACGCUUAAAAAACAACAAUAACUUUAAUCAUUUGAAUAGUUUGAAAAUGUAUUUGGAAUAGGUUUAACUUAAUGUGUAAGUUCCCUGUUUAAGAAAUAGAAAACAUACGAGUCUUCUCAUUUCAUGGGAAUAUCCCGAGUCUGCAAUCACGGCUUCAAUUUUUGAAUUGCAGAAUAAUAUGAUGCACUAUCUAGUGUAUAUAAGAUAUCUAUGGUUGGAGUACGUACAGAUUUUGUAAUCUAUUUGUAGAUAUAUAUUAGCUACUUAGCUAUUUUAAAGUUGAUGAACAGGCUUAGCAACGCGUGUUCAAAAGUAACAAUAUGAGGAAAUGAACAUUUGAAUAAAUACCGUAUAUGGAACACUAAGCUUUAACCAAUUGCGAAAAUUACUAUGGGUUUUGAAGCGUCCCCAUACGAGGUGGAAAAUUCGGUGCCAAAAAUAAUGACCGCUACCUUAGGGCUAAAGAUUUUCAGCAAAAGACUAUGUGACAUUAUCGGGAUCUGUCUUUUUACUUUACAUGAAGCAAUAUAUCUUUAAGACUGAUAUGGCAUACAAGAUAAACCCUGUAGUAAUUAUGUCUUGCAGGAUUAAAAACAAAUUUCCUAUUGCAGACUAUAAGAAUAUUUUCGUUCCGAACCAUUCCGCUGUAAUUUAGGUAUCGAGUAAGUUAGACCAUUUGGUAUUCAAUCAUUUCAAUACUCGGGUAUUUUGUUACUUUUUAACCCUGGAUCCCCGGUCUGCUCAUCAAUUUUGGAAUGGCAAAUAAAUGUAACAGGUUUAGUAUAUAUAGCGCUGGGAUUUUUUUGUUUUUUAAUCGUGUGCUUAAAGCAAGAACGUACCAAACCAUAGAAUGUAAUUUUUCACGUGUGAAGUUAUAGAAAAAUAUGAGGUGAUAUUCUGGAUUUGUUUAUGUAAUGUAUAUAGCGCUGGGAUUUUUUUGUUUUUUAAUCGUGUGCUUAAAGCAAGAACGUACCAAACCAUAGAAUGUAAUUUUUCACGUGUGAAGUUAUAGAAAAAUAUGAGGUGAUAUUCUGGAUUUGUUUAUGUAAUGUAUAUAGCGCUGGGAUUUUUUUGUUUUUUAAUCGUGUGCUUAAAGCAAGAACGUACCAAACCAUAGAAUGUAAUUUUUCACGUGUGAAGUUAUAGAAAAAUAUGAGGUGAUAUUCUGGAUUUGUUUAUGUAAUGUAUAUAGCGCUGGGAUUUUUUUGUUUUUUAAUCGUGUGCUUAAAGCAAGAACGUACCAAACCAUAGAAUGUAAUUUUUCACGUGUGAAGUUAUAGAAAAAUAUGAGGUGAUAUUCUGGAUUUGUUUAUGUAAUGUAUAUAGCGCUGGGAUUUUUUUGUUUUUUAAUCGUGUGCUUAAAGCAAGAACGUACCAAACCAUAGAAUGUAAUUUUUCACGUGUGAAGUUAUAGAAAAAUAUGAGGUGAUAUUCUGGAUUUGUUUACGUAAUGUCAGAAUUUAAAGUAGAUAAUCUGUACUUUUUCAAUGGCGAUUGAAACGGUUAAAAGCUAUAUAAUUUCCACUCAGGAAUCGAAAAUUAUCCGUGGAUUGGAACGGACCAGAAAAAUUUUCUUUGUGUUAAAGUCAUUAGUUCCAACCCAGAGCUCACAAGACAAAGAAAAAUUUUCUUGUCCGUUCCAAUCCACGGGAUACUAGUUUUCCUGAGUGGAAAUUAGGCAUAGGUUGUAUACGUUUCAAGCACGGUCGCAUACGCUGGUAUACGCUGGCAUACGGCGAGGCAGAAAAUUGUUUUUAAGCAUGCUCAAAAAUUUUGUGCGUAUUCGGACGUAUGCUUUAUACGAUAAGCAUACUCUAUAGGCACACGCUGAAUACGCUAGAGGUACGCCAGAUGUACUGUACUCAUACGCUGGCAUUUCAAAGGAUUUUUGUGCG